Messenger RNA from Geodia barretti, 4032 nucleotides. The record is from the annotation of a GenBank genome assembly. NCBI's taxonomy places the organism in Eukaryota, Metazoa, Porifera, Demospongiae, Tetractinellida, Geodiidae.
UGCUAGCCCCGCCCUAUGCAGGGCUCUAGCUAGCUAGCUAGCUAGACCGCACAAACGAGCCCCACCUUCGGCCACGCCUUCCCUCCCCCGCAGUUAGUUUUUUGCUCCUCAGAAUGACUGUUGCAAUCCUUGUUCUUACACUCUGGGUUGGCGUGGUACUCAGUUGUACAGACAAAGAUGUACAAAUGAUAGCAACGGAACUCGGGGCAUUAGAUGAUUUGGAAGGACUUGCUGGAUGGAUGGGCAUCAACUUCCUCCCAAUCAGACAAAACUGUGCCUCUUCACUUGCACUGGCUGAGUGCCACAGUAGACGGCUGGUCAGGAGCUACUGUGACAAGUCAGGUCUUAGCUCUCAGCAAGUGGCGGCUGAAAUAUCAAAUAUCCUAGAGAAAUAUAUGAAAAACAAGAGGAUAGCACAGCUCCUGCGGCAGUUGGAUUUCACCGAGAGCGGGAGAAGCCAUGAUGAGCCGCGGGUGUGUGACUCCAUGGACUCAGUUUGUCUCUGUAAGACUCCAUCGUAACAUUUACAGAAGCUACUUGGUCUACGUUCUGUGUGUCAGUUAGCCAGUCUGUCUGUUACUAUAUACAUGCAGCAUCAACUCCAGUGCAGGAGUCCAGCUCUUCAAGUUGGAAGACUUUCAACUCCAAAACAACUUCAGAUAAGUGGCUAACACUGGAACCAUCAGUCAAGGAGCUCUCCCUCAUCAAGUACACCGACACUGGGGGAGAAGAAGUAUCAUUUCGUCUCAUCAGUGAAGUUCAGAAUCACUGUCAGGACCUCGGUGCUGAGCUGGGUAUCAACUGGGCCACGCUCAAAGGCUUGAAGAGCAGCCACAAGAGUCCUCCAGAGUUCUGCAAGGAGGUUCUCCAGACAUGGAUAGAGAGAGGUGAAGACGUCACUUGGGGUAGACUGCUACAGGCUUUGACUGAUAUCCAACUUGGAGGGAUUGCCAAACGUCUCAGAGCAGCAAUCUUCCACCACUUUUAAUAUUGGGGGCCAUUUUUGUAUGAGUGUACAUGAUGAUUCGUUAUUAAAACGGCAGUAUGCAAUUGGUAGCUCCGCCCCUUGGCUCACGCACAAGCAGCCUACAGAGCUAGAGAUGGCCACGACUCAGCAACCCACCACGGAGGAUAUCCGCCAAGUGCUAGAAACAGCUCCCCAACUCGACCAGUUCCUUCUGCACAACGUGACGCAAACUGGCAGGCAGUUGGGCGGAGGUUCCUACGGUGUCGUGGAAGAGCUCGAAAUGGACGGACUGACGUGUGCCGGGAAGAAGAUAUACGACGUACUAGUAGACCCAGAGAACCUAGGGGCUCAGCGCGUUGUUGAGCGCUACUACAAGGAGUGCAGUCUCCUCUCUGACAUUCGCCACCCGCACGUAGUCCAAUUCUUGGGCAUCUGCUUCUUUCCCGAUUCCCAGCUACCCGCCCUGGUAAUGGAGCGUCUGCACGUUAGCUUGGACGAACUGCUGGAGACCAUGCCCGACAUCCCCCUCUUCACGAAGCUAUCGAUCCUCGAAGACGUGGCCAGGGGACUUGUAUUCCUGCACAAUCGCAGCCCCGUCAUUAUUCACCGAGAUCUUACUGCCCGCAACGUGCUCCUCACCGCGGGCAUGACGGCCAAAAUAGCCGACUUGGGUAAUUCUCGAAUCGCUAGCCUUCGUCCUGAUCAAGUAGCUCAGACCAUGACGAUGGGCAUUCCAGGGACCCUAGUGUACAUGCCCCCUGAGGCCUCUACACAACACUACGGUCCUCCCCUCGAUUUAUUCUCGUUUGGCCACCUUUCUCUGUUUGCUGCAACCCAAGUGUUUCCAGGGGAUCUCAAACCACCCACUUAUUUUGAUGCCAUUGCGAGGAAAGUAACAGGUCGCACUGAGCUUGACCGAAGAGAGGUUUACGUUUCAACUCUCAAGGAGAUGCUGGGAGGGAGCCAUGCCAUGGUUCUGUUCAUCAAAGGGUGCCUGGCAUACGAGCCAGAGAAGCGACCUACUGCUAGGCAAGCCUUGGAGUGCCUUGCAGUGAUGAAAACACGUCAAACUGAUCCUUACCAGCACAUGAAUAGGCUGCAGAUAGAAAGAAUCUGUUCAGAGAAGGUGGUGGAGAUUGAGAAGAGAGACAAAGAAAUCGUUGAUGCAAUCGAGAGACUAACUUUAUUUGAGGAACAGUUGCAGCAGAGUGAGGAGCAGAGGGCAGACCUGGAGAAGGCCUGUGAAGAGAAGGAUAAAUCGCUAAUGAUACAAGAAGAUGUUCAAAGUCUUAAAAUAGAGCUGAAGAAAUGUCAAAUGGAGAAAGCAGAGCUAGAGGAAGUUGCUAAGGGGAAAGAAAAAAUGCUAGCCGUGAAAGAAUUGGAAACUAUGGACAUUCCACGUCUUAGAAAAGAACUGAAGGAAUGUCAAUUGGAAAAGAGUGGCAUAGAAAGGCUGUAUCAACUGAAGGAAGAGAUGGCGAUUGUAAAAGAACAGGAGAUUGCAGUGAAACACAAGGUUCUCCUUGAUGCUCAGAAGCAGCUGGCAACACAGACUGAGGAGUAUCUGUCAUUAAAGGAGGAGUUAAAACGGAAGUCGGCACAAAUCCAUAGCUUAAAAGAUGACCAUAGGGCAUUGGAGACACUGAAAGCUGAGGAGAUCGAAAUGUGGGAAUCAAAGUUUGCAGCGAAAGACCGACAGCUGUUGAAAGAGGAAGAAGUUGUAUCAGAAACGAUGCGAGAACUGUCCGCCCUACAGCAGAAAUGCAGCUCUCUCGAGACCCAGCUGGCUGAGAAGGUGAAUGAGAUCCGCAACAUUACGGAUAUCAAAGUUGCUGCCUUGAAUGAAGAGAUCAGGAUUAAGACAGGAAAACUCGAAAACUUGGAGAGGAUGAUGGCAACAGAAUCCCAACAGCUGUCAAAAAAGAAGGAAGCUCUGUCAAAAUUAAGGGAAGAACUCUCGUCUCUUCAGCAGAAGUGCAGUUCACUAGAAACACAACUGGAGAAGAGUGAGAGGAGAAAUGAAACACUUGAGGCCGCAGAGGGAGCUAAUGCUGAUAUGAUGACGGUAAAGGAAGCCACUAUUGCUGCCCUUACUGCAGAACUGAAGGAAAAGGACAAAUUUCUGCAACUCUCAAAAAAUAAGGUGUUGGAGCCACUGCCAAGUUUACUAACCUGCAAUCUGCCGUUGAAGUGGAGUAAUCCUAUGAAUAUGCCACUGGGAAUGUGGGCUGGCCAGGCAGUGCUACUCGGGGGCAACAUCUAUGUAGGAGGGGGUGGGGCUGAGAAGAAUAGGGGGUUACUCAAGUUCAAAAUGGAGGGCAAUGUAUGGACAUUGAUUAGUUGGCCUGUUGAGAACUUCGGUUUGGCAGUGGUCAGUGAUCAGUUGGUGGCAAUUGGUGGGGCUUACAAAAAUUCUGGUGCUAUCGAUGAGGUUUGGGUAUUCAAUCCUGCCACGGCAGCGUGGUUGCAGCCUUUCCCCCGAAUGCCAACAGCCAGGAGCUGGGCUUCAGCUAUAGGCUUCAAGAGGUGGGUGAUUGUGGCAGGGGGAUCUGGCAAGAAAUGUGUGGAGGUGUUGGACACUGUCACCAAGGAGUGGUACAACGCUAUUGCACUGCCUCGCGAAACUGCCCGUCCUUCACUCACUAUAGAUGCAGGAAACCCUAUAUGUGGUGAUGGAGAAAUCCAUGAUCAGCAUAUCUCUUCCAGUGCUCAUAGCUGACGCGAUGUCGCAUAACAAGGAUCCUACUCAGUGGGAACCGACUCCCCGACACGCUUACCUCCCAGCCAGCCCUCGUUACGUUCCACGGCCAUCUCCUUGCAGUGGGUGCAUUUGACGCUCCAUCCACAACUAUAGCCAUGUAUCUACCUCUUUUCAAGCGGUGGCAGAAGGUGGCAGAGUUACUCACACCACGUGAAAGUUGUUCGUGCCUCGUGUUACCCGAAACUAAAAAUAAGAUUUUGGUGAUUGGUGGGUGUGGAAACAGGGUUAAUAGCGAAUAUAUGAACACAUGGUUAUCGGGUUCCCGAAUGCCAGUGUAAGAUGUAUUGUUACUGCAUUGUCAUUU